AUGGACAUCCCCGCGCCUCGGCCGGGCCACGCCCCUGCCGCGCAACGGGCCAGAAGCUCCAGUGCGGCCAAGCCCGGUUCGCUCCACGUCAAUAUGCCCGUGUCGAUGGCGUCGCACGCCAGCACCCGGGCUUCCACCUCUUCCCGGCCCUCGCGCACCGGCAAGGACCGCGAGCGACCCUUGCGGGCCAAGGAUCGGCACAGCCUGGCGCUACAGUCCAUCCGCCACUUUCUUAAGGGCAGGAGCAGCUACGACGUGCUGCCCGUCAGCUUCAGGCUGGUCGUCCUCGACACCAAGCUCGUCGUCAAGCCGGCCUUGGAUGUCAUGUGGCAGGCGGGCGUCGUGUCCGCCCCGCUAUGGCAGUCGACGCCCCCAGAGCUCCUGGCGGCGAAUUCAGACGAGGCCGCUGCAAAGCACGACCAGGCGGCGAAACCAGAGGGCUCGACUUCGGCUGCCACGUCCGACAAGGCGAGUGCUCCCUUGGAGGCCACGGCAGGCUCGCAGACAGAGGAUGCGCCGGGGAACAGCCCGACGCCGGCAACCACAGAAGGCGCCCAGGAUGCACCCGCCACGUCCACAGAAGCAGCGGACGGAGCUGCACAGGCCGACGGCGAUGCACCAGGAGCCGAACCUGACGCAGCGACUGGCGAUCAGGCCGGCGAGGAUAGCGGCUCGCCCGGUCGGGUCAGCCCAAAGACGCAGCAGGAAAGCGCCGGGCAAGAUGGUGCACCAUCAGCCACGCCGACAAAGACCCAAGCGCCGCAGAAGGCCAAGAAGCAGUACCCCGAGUCCGGCUUCGCGGGCAUGUUGACCGUAAGCGACAUCAUCCACCUGAUCCAGUAUUACUACCACCACUCGAGCUACGACUCGGCCGCCGAAGACGUGGAAAAGUUCAGGCUCGAGAGGCUACGAGACAUCGAGCAGGCCCUCAACGUGCCUCCUCCGCCGCUUCUGUCCGUGCACCCGCUGCGGCCCGUGUUUGACGCAUGCGAGCUGCUGAUCAAGACCCACGCGCGAAGGCUGCCGCUGCUCGACUACGACGAGCAGACUGGGCUCGAGGCGGUCGUCAGUGUGUUGACCCAGUACCGAGUGCUCAAGUUCAUCGCCAUGAACUGCCGCGAGACGGCCGGUCUGUGGCGAUCUCUUCGCUCCCUCGGCAUCGGCACCUACUCGCACGCCUACAAAGCAUCCAGGAGUCGAGCUCCCGGCUCCGGAACAGCCUCCCAUCGUGGCUCCGACGCAUCCGAGCCGCGCCUGGUUCGAUCCGAGCAUGGUCCCGUCAUGUCCAUGAGCGAGAUCGAGCCUACGCAGCCCGCCGAGCCCGAGCCCUUGGCGCCCGACAGUGUUGAAGCUGCCGGUGGCAGUGGCGGCGGAGCAGGCGCGAGCCUCGGCCCGGAACCGUUGAUGCAGUCCCCUGUCUCGGCGCUUCAGUCCACGGAUCCGCACUACCCGCUCGCAACGGCGACGCUUGAUACGACGGUGUUCGAUGUCGUCCACAUGUUCAGCGAGCGGGGUAUCAGCGCGGUACCCAUCCUGGACGAGGAAGGCUACGUCGUGGACAUGUACGAGACCGUCGAUGUCAUCACUCUGGUUCGCACUGGUGCGUACCAGGCACUCGACCUUACCAUCCGGCAAGCGCUCGAACGGCGGCCGCCGGAUUUCGGGGGUAUCUGGACCUGCUCCCCGGAGGACAGCCUGGCCAACAUAUUCGCGCUCUUGCGGAAGAGGAGGGUGCAUCGUUGGCUGAUCCUCGAGCCGGAAGGCCCGGAUCCCCGGGGCGGAGGCAACGAUGGCUCCAAAGCUUCCGAUGCCGCAUCAGCCAGCGACGCGAACGGCGAGAAGCAGAGCAGUGCAGAUGGCCUCGACGACUUCGACUCCGACGAAGGCCUCGAGGACGUGGAGGACGAGGCAACAAAGGAGCGCAAGCGCCGCGAGGCGAUCGUCAACGACCCCACCCUGUCCCUCGAUGACCGUCUGGAGAAGGGAGACCCGAUCCGACGCACGCGCGGCAAGCUGGUGGGGAUCCUGUGCUUGAGCGACCUGCUCAAGUACGUGAUCGGCUCGCAGUCGGGCCACUCGCCCUCAUCAACCGAGGCCGGGCCGACAACGAAAGCCUCGCGGAUGGGCUCGUUGCCGCGCAGCCGGGGUACCUCUGCCGCAUCCGAGCCGCCACCGCUACAGGCGAGGAGAGGCUCGAGCGCAGGCGCCACUCACCAGGGCGGUGACGUGGGCGGAGGCGCUGCAGCGGGACAAGCUGGAUUCGACAGCGUCGCGGAAGACCAGGCCGCUGAGCGGAACGGCGAGCAGCAGGCAGAUACAGGGGUGGACCAGGUCGAGCAGAAGGAGCAGCAGACGGAGGACGUCGAGCAGCAGCAACAACAGCAACAGGGAGAAGCGUCGACAUUGUCCACGGCACCCGCCCAGCAGGACGAGUCGCAGCCGUAG
Molecule: messenger RNA, 2445 nt
Organism: Pseudozyma flocculosa PF-1
Lineage: Eukaryota; Fungi; Basidiomycota; Ustilaginomycetes; Ustilaginales; Ustilaginaceae
Exons: 3
Coding region: 1-2445 (814 amino acids)
Source: RefSeq, a predicted model, not a curated record